Messenger RNA from Kluyveromyces marxianus DMKU3-1042, 297 nucleotides. RefSeq lists its product as uncharacterized. The record is from RefSeq and is a predicted model, not a curated record. The transcript has a single exon. Bases 1 to 297 code for a protein of 98 amino acids. Lineage: Eukaryota; Fungi; Ascomycota; Saccharomycetes; Saccharomycetales; Saccharomycetaceae.
AUGAAAGUCGCCCUUAUUCUUGCUCUCGCUUCAACCGCAUUAGCCACUUCGCUAUCCUCCUUUAUGAUUACAUACCCGGAUGAGUUUCCCUACUAUGACAAGCUAGUGCAGACUGUGCAUGAUUUGCAAGGAACCAUAACGCACGAAUAUACCCUAUUCAACGGCUUUAGCGUGGAUCUACCACAGGACACCGUCAACACGUUGAAAAGCUUGAACGAUAAGUACAAGUGGGGCUUGGAAAUCGAGGAGGAUCAGGAAGUCCAUGCUCUUGGCGGACAACAGCCACAUCUUCUCUGA